This is a messenger RNA of Closterium sp. Naga37s-1, 3552 nucleotides long. The record is from the annotation of a GenBank genome assembly. NCBI's taxonomy places the organism in Eukaryota, Viridiplantae, Streptophyta, Zygnematophyceae, Desmidiales, Closteriaceae.
AUGGUCCACCCGUCAGCGCGCGCCGUUGCUGUCGCUCCGCGGCAACACGAGCGCCAUACAGAGCGUGCUGCUGGACGCGAGCGAGGAGAGAAAGGAUUAUGCCUUACCCCAUUCCGUCCCCCGUCCGCGCAUCUAUCUCCCCCAUCCCCGCGCCGCCAGUCGCUGCGCGGCAACACGAGCGCCAUUCAGAGCGUGCUUCUGGACGCGAGCGAGGAGCUCGCCGUCGCGGGCGGCGCUGCGGGCGCCGUGAAGCUCUGGGACCUGGUGGAGGGGCGAGCCAUCCGCACGAUGACGGGCCACAAGGCCGCGCCGAUCGCGCUCGACCUGUACUCCGCGGGCGGGCUGUGCGCGUCGCUCAGCCCCGCGGACGGCACCGCGCGCGUGUGGGACCCGCGCCAGAAGGAAGCCGCGCACGUCUUCCGCGGAAUGGGCGCGGGGGACGCGGGAGAGGGCGGCGGAGCUGUGGGAGGGGGAGGGGCGGAGGGGAGGGGAGCGGGAGCAGGGGGCGGAGCGGAAUGCGGGGGGAAGGGCGGGAAACCUGUAGGGUGCGUGCGGUUCAGUCCGGACGGGCGGUGGGUGGUGGCAGGCGGCCAAGAUGGGCGCAUCAAGCUGUUCGACCUGGCGCAGGGGCGGCUGUUCGCGCAGCUGGCGGGGCACGCGGGCGCGGUGGCGGCGCUCGACUUCCACCCGCAGGAGCUGCUGCUCGCGUCCGCCGCGCGCGACCGCACCGUGCGCUGGUGGGACCUCGAGUCGCUUGACUGCGUUGACUGCGCGCCGCCCGGCGCGGGCGGCACCACCGCCCUCGCGUUUUCCCCCCAGGGGGACGCGCUCUUCGCGCCCUGCACUGACCACCUCAAGUUCUUCCUCUGCCCUGGCGACUUGACAAUCCUCUUGCCAUCCGCCCCGCCGCCCCUCCCGCUGCUGCUGCCCGGAAUCAGACGGUAUGUGCGGUCGCCGCAGCGGGAGGGUGGAGGGGUGGGGAGGGGUGAGAGGGGCGACCGGGGGAGUGCUGCGCGGUGCAGCAGCGAAGGCGGCUGGUGGGGCAGGGAGGGCAAGGGGGGUCGAGGGGGGGUUGUGGCAGCAGUGGUGUUGGGUCGUGAUGAUUGUGGUGAUAAGGGUUGGAAUAAUGGAGGGUAUACCACGGGAGGAGACACCAGUACUGACGACGAGUGCACGAGUCAUAGACUGGCACGUGGCGGCUCGGGAUCGCAUGGUGCUACCACCACCACCACCGCAGCUGCUGCUGCCACUACCGCUAAUGGGCAUACAGCCUCUCGACGCAGCUCACACAUGCAAGCCCUGGCGUCUCCUCGCCGCUCCCCUCCCUCCUCCUCCCCUUCCAACCCCACCAGUCACUCCCCUGCCCCUGCUGCCUCUGCUCGCACUGCUCUUUCAUCUUCUGCCACUCCCGUUACAGUCACACCAGAUGCACGCGUGCCGUUCGCUGCUGCUGCUGCACAUCCUGCCUACCCCGCAGCUGGUCGGGCCAACGCUGCUGCCGCUGCAGCCUCUGCUGCUGCCACCACACCAGCCACACCAGCAGCAGCAGUGGCAACACAGGCAGCAGCAGGGAGGGGAGUGCAGGGUGCGUUGACAGGGCGGUCGCCCAUAGUGGACCUGGUGUCUCUUGAGGCGCCUCACAAGGUGGCUUUUGAGAAUUCUCAAAAAGGGCGGUCACCCAUAGUGGACCUCGUCUCCCGCGUCUCUGACUGGAUCGGGUCGCUCUCCUCGCAGGAGCAGACGGGCGCGGGCGAGAAGAGGGGUGGGGGGAGCGGAGGAGGGGAGAGGAGGAAGACGGAGAGGGGAGGGAGUGAGGGGAGGGCGGGGGAGAGGCAGAGAGGCAAGGUAGAGGAGGAGGGCGGGGUGGAUACCAGGAGUGGUGGUAGGGGCGCCGAUGCUGCUGCUGGUACCGCUGGGGGUGCGCCUCGUGGUGCUUCUGGUAGUGCUGCUGGUGGCGGGGGUAGUUCCUUUGGCAGGCUUGGGCAAACGGCUCGGAGAAUGACCUUUGGGUCAGGUGGUAGCGGGGGAGGCAGUAAUGGGGAUGGGAGUACUCAUGCUGCUGCUGCUGCUGCUGCUGCUUCUGGUGCCAGAGGCAGUGGUACAAGGCCUGGACUGGCUGACGUGGAGGGUUUAGCCAAUCAGAAGGUAGCAGGGAGCGGAGGAGUAGGGAGAAGGGUGAGUGGGGAGGAGGAAAGGAGGCGUGGGCAGGAAAAGGGGGAGGAGAGCGCAGUUGGAGCAGCAGAGAGGGGGAGUGGCGCAGCGAUUGGAGCAGCCGCUGCUGCUGGUGGUAGUGGUGGUUGCGUGGUGGGGAGAGUGUGGGAAGGGAGCCUGGGGGCAGGGAGCAUGGGGGGUGUGGAGGCGAGGGCAGGUGCCGGGGUGGCACAGAGGCGGAUGGGAGGAGGGGCAGGGGACCUCAUUCCCUUCUUGCGAGAGGCUGAGAGGCAGGAGCAGCUGCAGCAGCAGGAGCAGCAGGCGCAGCAGCAGCGCCACCACCCCCAGCAGCAGCAACACUACCACCACCCCCAGCAGCAGCAGCAGCAGCAACACUACCACCACCCACAGCAGCAGCAGCAGGGAGGGGGGCAGGCGAGUGAGGAAGAAGCAGCAGUGGUGGCGGCAGUGAGGGAUGGGCACGAGGGGGUGGUGCGACAGCUGGCAGCGCGCAGGCAGGCGGUGCGGCAGGUGGGGGAGAUGUGGCGCGACGGGCUCGUGGCGGAUGCUCUGGCGUUCCUGGCGGUCACUGCAGAUGAAGGGGCGGUGCGGCAGGUGGGGGAGAUGUGGCGGGACGGGCUCGUGGCUGAUGCUCUGGCGUUCCUGGCAGUCACUGCGGACGAAGGGGUGGGGGAGAUGUGGCGCGACGGGCUCGUGGCUGACGCCCUGGCGUUCCUGGCAGUCAUUGCGGACGAAGGGGUGAGUGGGGGGAAGGGAGGGAGUGGAGAGUGGGGGAAGAGGGUGGGCUGGGAGGAGAGGGUGAGUGCGGAGGAGGGGGUGCUGGUGGAUGGUGGUUCAGCGAUGGGCGCACAGGGCAGCAGCAGAAGCAGCAUGGCAGCAUGCUCCCCCUCCCUCCCCUCCUCACCUCCACUGACUGCCCUCUUAAACACCCCCCCUCUCGUUCCCCCUUCAUCCCCACAGGUGCUGGUGGAUGUAGUUUCAGCGAUGGGCGCACAGGGGAACAGCAGCAUGGCAGGGGGGGGAGUGGGGGGUGGAGCGAGCGCCGCAGUGCAGUGCCUGGGAGUGGACGGCUGUGCCGCCCUGGUGCCCAUUCUGGGCGGCUUGCUGGCAAGUGCGCACUCCAGCCGCGUGCACGCCGCCCUCCUGCUGCUGCGCGCACUGCUGCGCUGCUACGGUGACGGGAUCUCUGCCGCCCGCUCUGCCGUCCACUCGCCAGGCGUGGACCUGCACAUGGAAAUGCGGCUGCAGCGCUGUGCGGAGUGUGCUGAGGCCUUCCACUCCCUUGCCCCCCACCUGCACACACUGCUGCACAGCGGCAGCAAGGAGAAUCGCUCGCUUGCCACCCAAGUGCACAUGCUCACAGCCCGCCUCUCUUCUUAA